CAAAGGAGGCCUAUAAAAGAUGAAGAGCUUGAACGUGAAGUUGGUUCUGGUCACUGUGCUUCUCCAGCUGUUCCUCUCUGUGCUGGAGGUCAACGCCGGUGGAGGAGCAGGAGCUAGACCACCAGCAGUUGGAGUAGCAGUUCCUCAUUUUGGGGACCUGAUUGAAUUUCCACAGGGCGGUUAUAGUCACUAUGGUAUAUUUGUUGGUGAUGGAAAUGUGCCUUUGAAUGGAAGAGAUGAUCACAACAUUUUUGAGAUGACAAGGAAACCACCCGGCUGCCGUUUCAGUACAUAUCAAGAACCCUUUACAGUACGAAAUGAGUAUUACAAUGAUAUAGUACCCCGGACCCCGGAGCAAAUGGUAGCCACCAUUGAAGAGCUAAUGCGUCCUCAAGAUAAGAGGUGUAAAGAUUAUAGUCUUGAUAAGGAGAAUUGUGAACAUAUUGCCACAUUGGUUCGAUAUGGUAGAGCAAUGUGCAGACAGAAGGGAACCGCAGCUGCAGGAGUGGCUGGACUGGCGAACUCGAGGGUCAAGCAAAAACGUCGUGAAUCUUCAGCAGCUGCUUGAACAUCAGCAUCACCUUCUUCUUUUCCUUUUCAUCUUCUAAUUAUAAAGAAGAUCUUAAUAAACCUGAAUGUAGCAAAUGCA
Megalobrama amblycephala (Wuchang bream) is the source of this 649-nucleotide messenger RNA. Its product is annotated as phospholipase A and acyltransferase 4-like. Gene Ontology annotation, cellular component: cytoplasm. Gene Ontology annotation, molecular function: A2-type glycerophospholipase activity; glycerophospholipid phospholipase A1 activity. Gene Ontology annotation, biological process: N-acylphosphatidylethanolamine metabolic process. The record is from RefSeq and is a predicted model, not a curated record. The transcript is spliced from 4 exons. Bases 20 to 568 code for a protein of 182 amino acids. Lineage: Eukaryota; Metazoa; Chordata; Actinopteri; Cypriniformes; Xenocyprididae.